Molecule: messenger RNA, 1321 nt
Organism: Cyprinodon tularosa
Lineage: Eukaryota; Metazoa; Chordata; Actinopteri; Cyprinodontiformes; Cyprinodontidae
Gene: rrp36
Product: ribosomal RNA processing 36
Exons: 7
Coding region: 90-1115 (341 amino acids)
Biological process (GO): maturation of SSU-rRNA from tricistronic rRNA transcript (SSU-rRNA, 5.8S rRNA, LSU-rRNA)
Cellular component (GO): nucleolus; 90S preribosome
Source: RefSeq, a predicted model, not a curated record
AAAGAAGAAGAAGCGAGACUUCCGGUUGUCCGGCCACGUGACUAUAGUUUACAAACCAAGGAGCGUUUCAGGACCCGCUUCUGGCUGAAAUGGAAAGCAGCAUGAGGACAGAGAAGCAGCGACAUGUUACCGGAGGAAAGAAGAAGACUGUUAGUGGUAGCGGUGAGGAAGACUCUGAUGUAGAGAGGAAGAUCAGCGCGUUUAAACAGGAGGAAGAGAAGAUUUCACCACGAGAACACAGAGAGGAGGGGCGGAGCCAAUCAGGUAGGGACUGUGGAAGCAGCGCUGAAGAAGGAUCGGAGGAAGAUGAUGAGGAUGAUGAUGACGAAGAUGACGAUGAAGAAGAAGAUGAUGAUGAUGACGAAGAAGAAGAUGAUGAUGAUGAAGACGAAGAUGAUGAUGAUAAAGCAGGGGAAGAUGACAAUGACGCAGAGCUGCAGGCAAGGGAAGACAUCAGGAAAGGACUGUCGAACAUUCCCUUUGAGGAGGUCAUGAAGCUGCAGCAGAAGGUGGGAACUAAAGCUUUCAAUGAGGUGGCGUUCAGUAGCAGAAGACACGGAGCAGUCAGCAGUAAGAAAAGGCUGAACAAGAACAGGCCGAUGGAAAUCUCAGCCAAAAAGGCGCCAUCCUUCCUCCGCCAGGUCAUCCCCAUCAAGAAAUCUACCAGGAGGGAUCCUCGGUUUGACAGCCUGUCAGGGGAAUACAAACCAGAGAUAUUUGAGAAGACUUACAAGUUUAUUAAUGACCUCAAACACAGAGAGAAGGAGAUGAUUAAGAAGCAGCUAAAGAAGAAAAAGAUGGGCAGUCAGAGGAAGGAGAAGCUGCAGUUCCUGCUGAGGAGAUUGGAGAACCAGGAGAAAGCCAGACAGACCAGAGAGCAGCAGAGAGAGAGAGAGCUCCAGUUCAAGAAGCAGCAGCGAGAACGAGCCAGUCGUGGGGAGCGGCCUUUUUUCCUGAAGAAAUCGGAGAAGAAGAAGCUGCAGCUGGCUGAGAAGUACCUGGACUUGAAGAAAAGCGGCAAAGUGGAGAAGUUCCUCAGCAAGAAGAGGAAGAGGAAUGCAGUGAAAGACCGCAGGAAGCUGCCGGAGCAACUCCAGAGCCAGAAGCUUUCAUAGUGAGAGCUGGCCAGGAGCUGCCUCUGCAGAGACUCAUCUCCGCCUCCUGAUGGCGCCGUUAAACAUUCAUCAGCAGGUCUCCUCUUCCCUGAUGUCAUUAGGGAGGUUUGGAUGCCUGAAAACCUCCCGGGUUCAGUGAUGUUUAAGGUCUAAUGUUGGAUUGGUGUCCAAUGAUUUAGUAAUAAAGGUUUUCUAUUUUCAUCCUC